Molecule: messenger RNA, 743 nt
Organism: Vanessa tameamea
Lineage: Eukaryota; Metazoa; Arthropoda; Insecta; Lepidoptera; Nymphalidae
Gene: Pfdn2
Product: prefoldin subunit 2
Exons: 3
Coding region: 213-641 (142 amino acids)
Biological process (GO): protein folding
Cellular component (GO): prefoldin complex; cytoplasm
Molecular function (GO): protein folding chaperone
Source: RefSeq, a predicted model, not a curated record
UUUGUCAAUAUUGAUAAUCGUUUUUACUAAAUUUAGCAGGUCAGGUAUCAAAUGUUAGCACUUUAUCUCAUAUCUUGAGGAUUAAUAAGAAUAAAUUGCAUUUAUUAACUGAAAAUUUAUACUUACUCUGUAAAAUUAAAUUGUAUAGAUUUAAUUGUAUAAAACACUGCACUUGCGGAACCUAACCUCACACACAAAUAUUUUAACUCAAAAUGGCUAAAACUACGGGCAAAGGCGGUAAAGCAAAAUCUAGUGAAAUUUUUGCGGGAUUUCAAAACUUACGCAGCGAACAAAGACAGCUUGCCAAUAAAAUAUCUGAACUAGAGAUGGAUUUAAAUGAGCACAAGAUAGUCAUUGAGACACUACAGGCAGUGGAACCUAGUCGCAAAUGUUUCAGAAUGGUAGGAGGUGUUGUGGUAGAGCGCACCGUUGCAGAAGUAUUACCAGAAUUAGAAGGGAAUAAAGAACGCUUACCACAAGUACUGCAGGCUUUACAUGAGCAGCUAGCGAAAAAAGGACAAGAAAUCAAUGACUAUAUAGAAAAACAUGAUAUCAAGGUUCAAAGGGGCUCAGAGAACGCCAGUGAGGUUCCUCGAGAAGAUGCACCUGCUAAAUCCAAUGUACUUGUUGCAAGCGGCUGAUCAUACGUGGUUAACAAAUUUAAAUACAUUUCUUUCUGUACUAAGAUCACCUUAAUUUUCUUUCAGCAUUUGUAUAAUAAAAUACACCUAAAGAAGUUUGUA